Sander lucioperca (pikeperch) is the source of this 2655-nucleotide messenger RNA. RefSeq names its product protein FAM124B. NCBI's taxonomy places the organism in Eukaryota, Metazoa, Chordata, Actinopteri, Perciformes, Percidae. The coding region runs from base 382 to 2061 and encodes 559 amino acids. The record is from RefSeq and is a predicted model, not a curated record. Gene Ontology annotation, cellular component: nucleoplasm. The transcript has 7 exons.
AUAUUGUUAGACCCAUGCCAUCUGCUCCAUGUUAUUAUAGGCGGCUUUAGAUUGAAAGCAGCACUUCUGUGGGUCCCUUUCGCCCAGACUUUAGCCUCAGUAGCUUCCUAAACAUAGUCCAGCAUGCCAAACUUAAUCGGGGGCACCUCCAGUUUUUGUUUUUUCCUACAAAAUAGUCAGAGCCUGCCCUGUAUUUUAACAUAACGGUACGUGUAUCGUUGCCCGGUGACGUCAGCGUCCCAGCAAAAGAGUCCCCCUUUUUUUAGCAGUCUGUGGACAGGAUGCUUUUCACUCUCAGCCCGGACUGUUGCAAACACCGCUCAAGCUUUCUGUGCAGAUGGCUCGACUAAAUGUGAAAGGUGUAACGUUAGCUAUCGGGCGAUGUUUCGAAGAGCGGCGGUGUUAAAGAGAGCCGACGAUGAAAACGUGGACUCCGGAGCUGAAACUGCCGAAUCUGACUGCAGCAGGAUGUCAUCAUCUGGCAUUGAGCGUAUGACCAGUCGGGUCAGGCAGCAGCGGCAGCAACAGCUCCUGCUAAUGAACUUGCAUCUGCUGGCCAACCCUGGAGACUCACUGUUGCUGCAGCACACCCUGGAUCGCCUCCUCCAUUGGCUCUGUCCAAGCUUACACAUCUUCCAUGUGUCAGAGAGGGCCUCUCCAUUUAGAAGUUACACCCGCCUCAGUCCUGUGGCAGGCUACCCAUCUCUGGCCAUCACCUUCUUCCUCCAUGAGGCCUAUGGAGAGGAGCGAAUCCUCAAAGUGCUGGACUUCUUUCAGCGUCCACCCUGGCAGUACCACCACACUGAGACCUGCGGCAGCCGAACUGGAGGGAUCCACAUUACCUCCAGCAGCUCCCCCGCCAAUGCCAUGCUGCGGCCCUACCUCCUGCCCAGCAGAGACUUCUAUAGUUUGGGUGCAGGUAUGCCUGUGUGGGGGGUUCGACCAGUCCACUGUGGAGGUGAAAUACUACGUGUGACACUGUACAGUGGAUAUGACAACUAUGAGGAUGCUGUGCGGCUCUAUGAGACAGUGCUGCAGCGACAGGCAGAGGAGCAGAAGACUGGCUUCUGCUGGUUCACUCUCCGAACAGAGCCCGGGCUGUGCCUGCAGCUGGCUUUAAAACAGUUGUCACCAGGGGUUAGAGUGGAGCCAUGCAGCUCUGCCGUGCUGCAGUUUAGUGUGGAAGAAAUUGGCCAGCUAGUCCCUCUGUUGCCCAACCCCUGUACCCCUAUCAGUACUACACGCUGGCAGACAGAAGACCUGGAUGGCAACAAGGUUCUCUUCCAGGUGAAAACCCCAGCUCAACCUCAGCGGCCUCUGACCUGUGCUUUCCCCCUGACAUGCCCCAGCGUGUCCCCUCGAGGAAUGCAGCUCAGGAGCUUGGGACAGGGCCACAGCCUGUCGCCCUGCAGCCUCACAAUGCCCCUGCCCUGGCAAACACACAGGCAAGCAGGCCACAGGCCGCGCAGUGACCCUGUCCUUGAGAAGCUUCAUGGAGGAGGUGGUGGAGCCGAGAGCCAGGGAUCAGGAAGCUGCUGCAGCACCCCUCCAGGCAGCUCCUGUUAUUCAUCCCAGCGCAGCAGCCCUGCACCGCCGUCAACCACCAAUCACCCCGACUCUCCUCUGCGCCCCUGCAUCGUGCGUUCGCUCUCCAAUCUCCUUCUGGAAGAGGACGAGGAGGAGCCAGAGACCAACGUAGACACAGGAGUCCCUGUCUCACUGCACUCUGACACGGUAGUCAAAAUAAUUGCUCGCUCUUCUACCAUGGACCCUUUGAUGACUCACAGCCCUGAGAGACCUGCCGCUGUUGGGGCUUCAGCUGUUGAGGAUCUGGCCAAGGAGCUGAUUGAAUGUCUGCCACGGACACACAAACACCCUCAGGUCGCCUCCAGGACAUGGGGCUCCUCUAGAUGUGCAGAUGCAGCCAGGAAGGGCUGUGGCAGCAGGACUGUGGCAGCAGGACAAAGCCCCUCAAAAGAGCUCUACGUGGAGAACAGGACUACUGCUGAGCUGCUGUCAGCACACACAAACAAGGAGCCAGUCGAUGAGUUCUUCAUCUAAAUUCCUGCUACGAUGCCACCUGCUGUGGUAAUAAUCACAGUGCAAAAAAGCAUAACAUAUCACACAGAGGACAUCAACACAAGUUGGACAAGAUGAAAUCUUGGAAUACAGAAGAAACCAAAGUUCAGCUGCAGGUGACACUUUCUACUCUAAGUCUUAAAAUGAUUUGACUCGUCCCAUACAUUUCUACAAUAUACAGUACAAAUGUUCAAAUCCUACUCUCACAGAGCUGCCAAGAUAGCGGUAAGUGAUAUUUUAAAACAGUGCAGGUAAUAAUAUUCUUGAAUGUCGAAAUGACUUAUAUUUACAUCCAACUAAUGAUUUGUGCAGCUAUUGUGCUAGAAUGUAGCCAUUUGAAUAGCAAAACAUGAAGGAAAAGCUCUAUAUUAAGUUGUUAACUAUCAGGGUACUAAUGCCAGACUAGGUUUCUGUCACAUUACUUAGCUAGGCAAGCUAAUGUUUUAUUUUUUGACUGCUGUUGAAACAGAUGAUGAUCUCAGCGUGAAGGCACUCUUUGAUGUAGCUGUUGAUCGUGAUUAGAAAUCUGAUUUAGUCUGAUUGCUUUCCACAGCGCAGCACUGUCAGCCUGUGUUA